Aspergillus pseudotamarii is the source of this 2003-nucleotide messenger RNA. Its product is annotated as alpha-mannosyltransferase. The transcript has a single exon. NCBI's taxonomy places the organism in Eukaryota, Fungi, Ascomycota, Eurotiomycetes, Eurotiales, Aspergillaceae. Gene Ontology annotation, biological process: mannan biosynthetic process. Gene Ontology annotation, cellular component: Golgi apparatus. The coding region runs from base 298 to 1719 and encodes 473 amino acids. Gene Ontology annotation, molecular function: alpha-1,2-mannosyltransferase activity. The record is from RefSeq and is a predicted model, not a curated record.
GCCACUAAAUGAACCCUUGUUGUCUUAGAACAGAUUCCCUUGACCUUUGUAAAACACACUAACCCACUAGAACCAAUGGACUUUAGCCCUGGAACGCCGACUCUCUUUGGUCGGUGGGACAGCUCGCCCCCUCUGGCAGAUCUAUUUAUUACCACUCGUUUAGCCGCACAGGUUCAUUCAAGUGAAUGAACCCAGUUCAUAGUCCGGUUCCGAUCUGCUAGUAAAUAAAUAAUAAUCAUGAUUCCUCAAAGAACAUAAUUUAUUCUCUCUCCCCCCCCCCUCCCCCAACUCCAAACCAUGGUCCCCUCUCGAUCACAAGGCCGGCGGCGAACGACGCUUCUAGCCCUAGGCUUGGUGACCAUCUUCAUCUGGCUCUUCUCCCACUAUUGGUCACACUCAGAGGAACACAGUCCUCCUGUCAGCUCAGCCGUUCAUGGCGAGUUUUGGCGCCAGUUCCAACCCCUAUUAAAACAAUGGAGACCAAACUGCGAACCCCCAGAACGACUCGGCAAGGCAGAAUCAGUCGGCUUCGACCCCAAAGCCACCGAGCAGCCACCCAACCUAACAUCAAUGCCAGCAGAAGACGUUCUGAAAAUGAAACACGCCCAUAGCAAAUUCGUGCACGCCAUCGCCAAGGAACCCCCAGCACUGGCCUACCAACCAGGCACGCGGGGGAUAGUCUCAACCGCGGGCGGCUCGUAUCUGCCCGUGCUAGUAAUCUCACUACGCAUGCUGCGCCAGACGGGCUCCAAUCUACCCAUGGAGGUAUUUCUAGCCGACUGGAGCGAGUACGAUGGCUAUAUCUGCCAGGUAGUGCUACCGUCCCUGAACGCGAAAUGCGUCCUGCUCUCCGAGAUCCUGGAUACGGUCCCGGACAGCAAAACCAAGAUCGAGAAGUACCAGUACAAGCCGUUCGCCAUGCUCUUCUCCUCCUUCGAGGAGAUUCUCUUCCUCGAUGCGGAUGCGUUCCCUCUCCAGAAACCGGAGCUGGCUUUCACCAGCGAGCCCUUCAAAUCCAAGGGUCUGAUCACCUGGCCUGAUUUCUGGGGCCCCACUGCCUCGCCUCUGUACUAUACGAUUUCGUCGCAGGAGAGACCCGCCCCGAAUAUCCGGCAAUCGACGGAGUCGGGUGAGGUGUUCAUCUCCAAGCGCACGCAUCUCAGGACCCUGCUGCUCGUCGCCUACUACAACUACUGGGGUCCCGGGUAUUACUACCCGCUCCUCUCGCAGGGCGCAGCAGGCGAAGGCGACAAGGAGACCUUCAUCGCGGCGGCGACGGUGUUCAACGAGCCCUUUUACCAGGUCAGUGAGCCCAUCCGCGCGCUGGGCCGUCAUACGAACGAUGGAUUCGCCGGCUCGACCAUGGUUCAGUAUAGCCCGAUGGAGGACUACGCCUUGACGAAGAAGGGCGAGUGGCGGAUCAAGGGGUCCAGCGUUCCGGCACCGAAACCGUUUUUCGUGCAUAUUAAUUUCCCCAAGUUCAAUCCCGCGACGGUGUUCUCGGAUAACGGGCCCGUGGUGAAGGAGGAUGGCAGUUAUACGCUGGCGUGGACGGCUCCGGAGGAUGUGAUUGAGUCGUUUGGACCGGAUCUGCAGCGUCAGUUGUGGUCGGAGAUUCGGUGGACGGCUUGUGCUCUUGAGGGCAAUAGUAUUAGUUGGAAGGGGGAGACGGGGAUCUGUGAGAAGGUGGAGGAUUAUUGGGAUACUGUCUUUCGUUGAUUUUGGGGAUUGUGAAGCUUUUUCAUGAAGCGAAAUUGUACAAAACAAACGAUUAUAUCGGCCCUGAUUGGGCAUGCUUGUGCUGUGCACAAGUGAAGUAAUUGCAUCCGGCUUAUGAUGUGCCCUCUCUUGGGCUGAAUGAUGAUUUCUAUUCAAUAUGUACUUAUAUCCGUGAAUAUGUACAAGAAAAUCAAGAGAUUUGGACGACCACGUCAUAGGAAAAUAUGCAAUGUUCCAUUAAUUAAUCCUAUAUUGAUGCUUGGUAUAUAUGCGAUCUUAGGACA